This is a messenger RNA of Mercenaria mercenaria, 2548 nucleotides long. RefSeq names its product MFS-type transporter SLC18B1-like. NCBI's taxonomy places the organism in Eukaryota, Metazoa, Mollusca, Bivalvia, Venerida, Veneridae. The record is from RefSeq and is a predicted model, not a curated record. Gene Ontology annotation, molecular function: transmembrane transporter activity. Gene Ontology annotation, biological process: transmembrane transport. The transcript has 14 exons. Bases 956 to 2548 code for a protein of 530 amino acids.
CUACAUAUUUAAAGUUGUGAACUUUUAGCGUAAAGAAAUUGAACCACAGCGGAUUGUUUUACACGUAUUCUAUAUUUAACGUUGAAACGUUGAUAUUUUACAUGUGUUUGUUAAAAUUCUUCCUUCCUGGAUAUAUAAUAAUGCUGUAGAUUAGAGUGCAAAUUUAACUCAAAACAAAAAGAGUAUAGAAUCAAAGCAUUUGAAAGAUAUGGAUUCAGAGACAGAAACGUACUCUUAUUUCAAGUUUGCUAUCGUGACAACUGUCUUUACUUUAAGGUAGUUAUGCACAAUAUUUUAUGAAUAAAUGGCAACCCGUGAGUAAAUUUAUCAAAGCGGCUACAUUACUAUCUUUCUAAAGCAACAAAUAAUGAUUUUAAAAUGUUUGACAAGUUCAGUAAUUUCAUAUAAUGUCUCAAAAUCACCGUGUAAUGCGCGGAUCUCUUUAAUCAUGGGCAAAUAUCUCAAAACCAAGGACCUAUGCAUUUUAUUUCAUUUUAUCAUAGAUCAAAUAUUUAUUGAAGAAUGUAAGAAGUUUCAUGUGAUUUUCCCAUAUACGUUUAUUAAGAAAACUUGAGUGAUUCCAGAUUAGCAAAAAGUCAAACGCACGACACUAUCUUUUCUGAUAUUUUUUCUAAAAUGAGGGUUUCAUCAAAUUUUACCUUGUAGAAAAAAUGAUGCAAAUGUGCAGAACUACCUUAAAAGCAGACGAUGACUCGGCUAUUUUAUUACAAGAGACAAUAGUUAUCAAAUAAUGUCAAAAAGCUUUCUACCUUGAUAUUCUGUUUAGGGUAUAAUGUAACUUUAGUGUCACUAGAUAUAAAAAUACUUUGAAUAGCAUUCCACUUUUAAAUUCCCGUUAUCAAGCUAAACAGAUUUUUAAGGUAAAAGAUUUUCGUGAGACAUACAGAUGAAAGAAAUUUAAUGUCUUCUGGACAGUUGUUGUAACAAUAUAAACAUGGAAAAAAUAAUAGAAGGAAACACAAUUUGUAAACUUCCACUACGACAGGCAACAUCCAUCAAAGAGAAUUCAUGUACAGCCUGUACUCAAACUGUAUGUGAUAGCAGAGAGUACCAUGAACAGCAACAUGCAGAGAAAGGAAGCGCCCAUUUUGCAAAGACAACACCCUCCCACGUGAGAUACUGUGGGGGAAAUUUAAAUGAAAACAUAUUGCCAGAAGAAGCUGUAAAGCUUACUGAUGAUUAUGAAACUUCAAAUGAUGAAACAGCCAAUGUGGAUUUGAAUGAUAAACCACGUGAAGUUCAUGAAAGGAUAGUGACGAUGGGAGCGGAUACAACAAAUGGAUUCAGGUGGCGGGAAAUGACGUGUGAACAGAUUGCAAUAAUAUUGGCUAUUUAUUUCACUUAUUUAAUCACCUGGCUAAAUUUAUCAAUUCCGGCACCAAUCUUUCCAAAAGAGGCAAACAGAAAAGGUGUAAAUGCAACGGUAUCAGGAUGGAUAUUUGGUGUGUUUGCGCUUGUACAGUUUAUUGUUUCUCCAUUUUAUAGACGAUUGUUGUCUAAAUUUAGUUCUAGAUCCUUGUUUGUUUUGGGAUUGCUUGUCUGUGGAGGCUGUACAAUAAGCUUUGGUCUUCUUAGCUUGAUAGAUACCACAGACGGCGUUGCUUUGUAUAUACUACUAUGUUUUCUGGUGCGAAUACUAUUGGCUGUAGCGUCUUUAGUACUUAGCGGUACCGGACUUGUGAUGCUAGUGCAGUACUUUCCUAACAAUAUAGCAACACUAUUCGGUAUCGGGGAGAUUUUCACCGGAAUGGGAUUAGUGGCAGGUCCCGCACUAGGUGGAUUCCUAUAUACUACUGGUGGAUAUAUUUUACCAUUUGCUACAUUAGGAACUAUCGCAAUAUUAGCUGUACCUUUCUACUGGCUAUUCGUUCCACAACAGAACGUGACACCUGCUGUCGAAGACGUGGAGCUGUCAAUGUUAAAGUUGCUUUUACACCCAAAAUCAAUUGUAAACACGAUAGUUAUUGUCCUUUUGGCAGUAUCAUGGACUGUCCUGGAACCGACACUUGAGCCUCAUCUAAGAGAGCAUGACAUUCAGCCUGAAAUAGUUGGAAUAAUGUUCCUUGUCAUGGGAGCAUUUUACAGCACAACAUCUCCUAUCUGGGGACGACUAGCAGACAGAAUGACUGAAAAUAGAAUUAUGAUUGUCAUCGGUUUAAUACUACUUACCCUUGGUUUACUUUGGUUAGGGCCUUCACCGCUUCUUCCAUUUUCCGUGAAAUAUGAAUUUGUAUGGUAUACCGCCAUAUCUCUGGGAAUAAUUGGAACAGCUUAUGGUAUAUGUGUUGUACCCACAUAUAGUAUAUAUAUUAGAGUCCUCAGAGAAAUAUAUUAUCCACAAAAUAACUCAUCCUACGGAAUGGUGUCAGGUCUAUUUUUAUCUAUGUAUUCGUUAGGCAAUUUUAUUGGUCCAAGUCUUGGAGGGUUCUUGUUUGAUUGUAUCGGGUUUGAAUGGCUGGUUACCAGUAUUGCUGUGGCAUGCUUAUUCACGUAUCGGUAUAUGAGAUGUAAAAGUACCAGUGAAUAG